AUGGAAUCCAAGACCGUAUAUACCAGCGACAAAGCGAUCGAUCCCAGCGAUCAAAACAACACCACCGACCAAGAUGUUGGCACGGUCGAGACCAACAACCUAGCCCGAAAGCUCAGCUGGCGUCAGAUGCAGUUGAUGGUCAUCGGCGGCUCUAUCGGGACUGCUCUCUUCGUGACAAUUGGAGCUGGUCUCAUGGCUGCCGGUCCUGGAAGUUUGCUGAUCGGCUUCCUCAUCUACGGUUCUUUCACAGCCGCUUGCAAUAACUGUAUGGCAGAGAUGUCUGUCUACAUGCCGGUCUCUGGGGGCUGGAUCCGUAUGGCGAGUCACUGGGCCGACGAUGCUCUUGGAUUCACUCUGGGUUGGAAUUUCUUCCUCUAUGAAGCACUUCUCAUACCAUUUGAGAUUAGUGCACUAAACCUGGUGUUGACCUUCUGGAGCGACCACAUUCCGGCUGCUGCUAUCUGUGUUGGAUGCAUUGUUCUCUAUGGUCUUAUCAACGUGUUUGCCGUUCGAAAGUACGGCGAAAGCGAAUUCUGGUUGGCCAUCGGAAAGGUCAUCUUGAUUGGACUUUGUUUCGGCUUCACAUUUGUCACCAUGGUCGGUGGUAAUCCUCAGCAUGAUGCAUAUGGUUUCCGAUACUGGAACAAUCCGGGUUCCUUUGCCGAAUAUCUCCACUCCGGUUCUCUGGGGAGAUUUGAAGGCUUGCUUGCAGGUCUGUGGCGGGCUGCCUUCACCAUCGUUGGCCCCGAAUACGUUGCCAUGUUAGCCGCAGAGACCAAAUACCCUCGCAAGUCUCUCAAAAAAGCCUACAAGACCAUUUAUUGGCGAUUUGGCGUCUUCUUUAUUGGGGGCGCUCUCGCCGUUGGCAUCGUCGUCCCAUACAAUGACCCUACGCUGGUAGCCGUCAACACUGGAGCUGCCAGCGGUGCAGGGACCGGAGGCGCCAGUCCCUAUGUCAUCGCGAUGCAAAAUAUGGGCAUUACAGUCCUGCCUUCCGUUACAAACGCCUUACUACUGACCAGCAUCUUCUCCGCGGGCAACUCUUACGUCUACUGCGCCUCCCGAACUCUCUAUUCCCUUUCCCUAGAUGGCCAUGCACCAAGGUUCCUUCGAAAAUGUACCAAGUCUGGUGUGCCGAUCUGGUGUUUUGUUGUCACGAUGGCUUUCCCUUUUCUCUCGCUCUUGAUCUUGGGCAGCAAUGCCUCACAGGUAGUUCUAUGGCUCGCUAAUCUCGUCACUGGUGCGCAAAUUAUCGAUUUCAUCGGCAUGGCGCUAGUUUAUCUCUUCUUCUACCGUGCCAUGAAGGCGCAGGGUUUUGAUCGAGACCGGCUUCCGUAUAAGGGCUGGUUCCAGCCCUUCUGCGCCUGGUAUGGUCUGAUCAGCAUGACUUUCGUGGUCUUCUGCUAUGGUUAUGCCAUCUUCCUACCUGGUGCAUUCGAUGUCGGUGAUUUUUUCAUCUAUUAUUGCAUGAUCAUCGUCUGUGUAGUCCUGUAUAUCAGCUGGAAACUCUUCAAGCGCACUAAGGUUAUACCGGCUCGUGAGGUCGACCUUGUCUGGGAAGCUCCUACCAUCGACGCGUAUGAAGCCAGCCUCGUUGAUCAGGAUAUUGGCUUGUGGACGGAACUCAGGAAGAUGUUGAGAUUGAGGAAAAAGGAGGAAAGAUUCGACGUUUACUAA
This is a messenger RNA of Rhinocladiella mackenziei CBS 650.93, 1677 nucleotides long. RefSeq lists its product as uncharacterized. The transcript is spliced from 6 exons. The record is from RefSeq and is a predicted model, not a curated record. Gene Ontology annotation, molecular function: amino acid transmembrane transporter activity. Bases 1 to 1677 code for a protein of 558 amino acids. Gene Ontology annotation, cellular component: membrane. NCBI's taxonomy places the organism in Eukaryota, Fungi, Ascomycota, Eurotiomycetes, Chaetothyriales, Herpotrichiellaceae. Gene Ontology annotation, biological process: amino acid transmembrane transport.